GUAGGCGCUCUGAAACUUUAUAAAAGUGGUGAGAGGAGAAAUCGGUUUGCGCGCAACGUCACGCUGGAGAGUUUAAACUGGACAAGAUGGCGGAAGACAGCGGGCUGAGGAAUCGGAGUCGCUCGUCGAAGAGCCGUAAAAAUCGACGACAGGUUGAAGCAUUUAAAUAUACAGUUGUUGAGGACGGUGUGGAGGACGUUCCAAUGCUGAUCCCGCCCCAAAUGCCCCAGGUGGUUCAUAUGAAGAAAUGCCUGGUGGGUGCCCCCCCAUUAGCUGAAGUGGAGGGCUUCAUGGAUGAGGAGGAGCCUAUUCUGGUAAAGGAGGAGCCAGCCUCGGUAAAGGAGGAGCCAGCCCCGGUAAAGGAGGAGCCAGCCCCACUGGAGGUGGAGCCGGAACCAGAACCAGAACCAGAAUCAGAGAAGGCUAGGCCAGUUCAGGUUGUGGUGGCAAAUGAAAAUGACCACGGUUUUGAGCUUGACGCAGCUGCGCUGGAACGCAUUCUUAUGCAGGAGCAUGUCCGUGAUUUAAACGUGGUGGUUCUGUCAGUGGCCGGAGCUUUCCGGAAAGGCAAGUCCUUCCUGUUGGACUUCAUGCUGCGGUACAUGUACAACCAGUCCUCUCCAUGGUUGGGGGGCAAUGAAGAGCCUCUCACUGGCUUCACCUGGAGGGGUGGCUGUGAGCGAGAGACCACAGGUAUACAGGUGUGGAGUGACGUGUUUGUGGUGGAGAAGAAAGAUGGCAAUAAGGUGGCUGUUCUCCUGGUGGAUACUCAGGGAGCCUUUGACAGCCAGUCCACUAUCAAAGACUGUGCCACAGUGUUCGCUCUCAGCACAAUGACCAGCUCAGUACAGGUCUAUAAUCUCUCUCAGAAUAUUCAAGAGGAUGACUUGCAGCAUCUUCAGCUCUUCACCGAGUAUGGAAGACUGGCCCUGGAAGAGAUAUAUGAGAAGCCCUUUCAGAAACUGAUGUUCCUGAUCAGAGACUGGUGUUACCCCUACGAGCAUAACUACGGCCUGGAGGGAGGGAACCGUUUCCUGGAGAGAAGGCUUCAGGUGAAGCAGAACCAACAUGAGGAGCUGCAAAACGUUAGGAAGCACAUCCACUCCUGCUUCUCCUCCAUCGGCUGCUUCCUGUUGCCCCAUCCCGGCCUAAAGGUCGCCACCAACCCCAACUUCGAUGGCAGACUGAAGGACAUCGAUGACGAUUUUAAGAGGGAGCUGAAGGAGCUGGUGCCUCUGCUGUUGGACCCUGAAAACCUGGUGGAAAAGGAGAUCAACGGGGCCAAGGUCACCUGCAGGGACCUGCUUGAGUACUUCAAGGCUUACAUCAAGAUAUACCAAGGGGAGGAGCUGCCACAUCCCAAGUCCAUGUUACAGGCGACGGCUGAGGCCAAUAAUCUGACUGCUGUAGCCGGUGCCAAAGAUACCUACAGUAGAGGCAUGGAGCUGAUCUGCGGCGGGACCAAGCCGUACAUCGCCCCCUCUGACCUGCAGCGGUACCACGAGCAGCUGAAGGAGAAGUCCGUCCUGCAGUUCCGCGCCAUCAAGAAGAUGGGUGGGCUCGAGUUCAGCCAGCGUUACCAGGAGCAACUGGAGGCGGCGCUGGACGAGCUGUUCGCCAACUUCAUCAAGCACAACGACAGCAAGAACAUCUUCUACGCCGCACGCACCCCAGCCACACUCUUCGCGGUCAUGUUCGUCACCUACAUCAUCGCCACGAUUACGGGUUUCAUCGGGUUGUCGGUGAUCGCUGCGCUGGCCAACCUGGUGAUGGGGGUCUCGCUGAUGUCGCUGUGUGCCUGGGCGUAUGUCAGGUACUCGGGCGAGUACCGCGAGGUGGCCGAGGUGAUCGACCUCACAGCAGAGGCAUUGUGGGAACAGGUCCUGAAACCCCUGACGGAGCAGUAUAUGGAGGAUAAUAUUAGACAGACUGUAGUAAACUCAAUAAGAGCUAGUUUAACAGAGCCUGUGGUCAAUCCCGGCACAAAGUUAAAAAACAACUGAUCUCCAGCCCUCAAGACACACCCUCCGCCCUUUAGUUGUUGGUUGGUUUGUUUUGUUUGUUUGUUUGUUUGUGUGAGUGGGAGAGAGAGAAUGGAGCUCAUUUCAUAGUGGAACUAAAACCAAAGUUUACACUCAACACCUGGAGUAUAGUUGUCUAUCCCCUGACCCCCCUCAGAUGCUGGCAAAUCAAACUGAGCGCACACACACUUACACACACUGACUCCUCAUUCAUAUAGAUUUACGCCAUCUUGUGUGUAGGAACAAACUGACCUAUGUUCACUUAUGUAUUAGUGACAGAAGUGACACAGAAACAAGACAACCCGGUUCUGCCAAGUUAAGUGUUAACGGUGCCAUGACGACAAUUCAUCUGAGCCUUUUAUUUUAUUCCUUUUUUUAUAUAUAUAUGUUUUGAUGCCUUUUUUUUCUGGUCUCCCAAACCGCCUUGUAAAACAAGUAUACAUGAACACAUCGAAACUGACAAAUACAGUUAUAGGCUCCAAGAUGGAUGCAUAACGGCACGACUCCCGUCAAUGACUGGUGUGUUGUCUUGGCACGUAACAUCAGAACGCUUAGCACAAAAAUCCAUCCAAGUCUCUCCGUUGUACAGCUGUUAGAAAAUCAUGUUAUUUUGUAUCAUAGAUGACAAAGCAUGUACAUGAAUGUAUAAAUACAUGAUUUUUGUAUCAUUUUUGUAGAUGACUGUAGAGGAGUAAUGGUUUGUCUGGCAGGUUUUGUGAUGUUGGUCCGGUGGAAACCACUGUUAUCUUUUUAUUCUUCUGUUUAAGACCGCCUCUGACUCCACCCCUCUCCCAAGCGCCAAUCAGAAGUAACUUAUCUGGGGACAGAGAGGAGAGGAUUGGUGGAUAGAGGAUCGAGUUUUAUCUGGCCUUUUAAAAGCUGCAUCCUGUAAUUUAUUUUUUAAAGAUGAUUAAAAAAAACAUAUUUUAAAGUUA
Molecule: messenger RNA, 2956 nt
Organism: Clupea harengus (Atlantic herring)
Lineage: Eukaryota; Metazoa; Chordata; Actinopteri; Clupeiformes; Clupeidae
Gene: atl2
Product: atlastin GTPase 2
Molecular function (GO): GTP binding; GTPase activity
Source: RefSeq, a predicted model, not a curated record